Molecule: messenger RNA, 477 nt
Organism: Ascochyta rabiei
Lineage: Eukaryota; Fungi; Ascomycota; Dothideomycetes; Pleosporales; Didymellaceae
Product: D-amino-acid N-acetyltransferase
Exons: 2
Coding region: 1-477 (158 amino acids)
Molecular function (GO): N-acetyltransferase activity
Source: RefSeq, a predicted model, not a curated record
AUGGCAACCAAACAACCCUCUCUAGAGCCACGGAUCACGCCCAUCAAGCAUAACGAUUUCGAUGAGUGGGAGCGGCUCUUCAAACUAUACAUCGACUUCUACAAGUCCUCACUUCCAGAGAUACAGUAUCGCAAGACAUUCGAUCGAAUUCUUGAUCAUCAAAAAGAUUUGUACUGUCUUGUACUGCGAGAUACGAGUGAUCCUAAGAAGUUGUACGGACUCGCGCACUACUUUCCUAUGCAGACGCCGUGGGCCGAGGAGCAACUCAUGCACUUGAACGGCCUCUACAUCGACCAUGAACUCCGAGGCAAGGGUUAUGGGAGGAAGAUUAUUCAGGCGGUGGCAAAAGAAGCCCAGACUCAGGGAUGCACGCGUCUGCAGUGGACUACACAACAUGGAAACCCAGCGAGGAAGCUAUACGAUGAGCUGGCAACCUGUGAAUUUGUGCAAUAUCGCAUGAACUUGAAAGAUUUGUAA